Drosophila mauritiana is the source of this 1586-nucleotide messenger RNA. RefSeq lists its product as uncharacterized. The coding region runs from base 266 to 1510 and encodes 414 amino acids. The transcript has 7 exons. Gene Ontology annotation, biological process: cytokine production; positive regulation of transcription by RNA polymerase II. NCBI's taxonomy places the organism in Eukaryota, Metazoa, Arthropoda, Insecta, Diptera, Drosophilidae. The record is from RefSeq and is a predicted model, not a curated record.
CAACCGUGAUAGUACAAAUAAUUAUCAUGUCCAAAUCAUUUAUACAAACUUUAAAUAAAAUCAAAAAACUUGUUAAUUACGUUUGACCACCAGCAAAUACUUUGAUCGUGGUCUCGUGUCGUGUGGCUACGCUGGCCACAAUAGUUAUCGGAUAUCGAUUUUACUUGCGACCGCUGUUUCUUCAAGGCGUCUGUUUGGUCUUGUGUUUGUGAUUAUUGUUUGGCGCCGUUAUUUGUUUAUUACUGACUAUUAUUGAUUGCCCACGAUGUCCGACGACGACUGCGAUAUAUUCAGUGCUGCUCGCAAGCGGAUACCCGAAAUAGCUUUGCCCAAAGAAUCUUACAAUCUUGGCAAUGAUUCCUUCUCCAAGGAGGUGGAUUACGAUUUCAUUGAAGACCUCCCCAAGAAAUCAACUAAAACUGGCAAACGAAAGAACCAUGCAGCGACGCGGGAAAAUCCACCGAAAAGUCAGGAGGAUGCUUCGCCCCCAAAACAGGCUGGGGAGCAAGAAAAGGAUGCGAGGAAAGAGCGCUCCCUAUCACCGGUAUCCCUGUUGAUACUGGAGAUGGACGCCAAAGAAUAUGACGUUGGUCCCGUGGCCAGACGCACACGGUCAUCGUUAAAUAAGACAGGAAUUGCGCCACCAUCACCACCACCUGUUUCAGCCACUGUGGAGGUGCCCACACAGGUGAAACCUAAGAAGCGCGGCAAAAAGAAGAGAACACCGCUGACAACCACAACCAACAACUCUGUUUCGGUGGAGGCCUCAUUGCCAAGCAUUGUGGGUCACUUAUAUCAGAACAAGGACCACACUAGCAGACGGCAGACAGUGGCCGAAGUUGCAGCGCGUUCCAAAGUGGUGGACAGUAUUGAUCUGGUAUCUGCGGUGGCUCCCCGAGUGGAGGGCUUUUUUAAUCUAGACUCUGAAGACGAGGGUGAAGAAGAGGCUCCUCCUGUCGUAGAGGAAGAAAAUAUUUUUGAUAACGAUAAUCCCACAAUAGAAGUAGCUUUGUCGUGGCUUGGCGAGAUCCAGAUUUAUAAAUUGCGGCAGCACCAAAAGUUUAAGCAUCUGUUCAAGGAGUUAGCAUCACGCAAUGGGUUAGAUGAGAAUGAUAUAACGGUGGAUAUGUACUAUAACUUCGUUGGACCGGAGGAUACGCCGCACAGCAUUGGUCUCAAAUCAUUUCAUACGCUCACUGGCCAUCUAACAAAGAGCCAGAAUAAUAACCACGUGUCUGCCAAGAAUGACUACAAUCCAGAAGCUCUUUGCCGGAAACCUAAGAAGUUUCAAGUUAAAGUCCAGGCGGAUAAAUGGAAGUAUCCUUUGGUGAUACCCAUGAAGAAAACUGAUAAUUUUAAAAUCCUAUUUAUUAAGUGUGCUGAAGAGUUGAACUGUGAUCCCCGGUCCAUUAAAUUGUUUUUUGACGGUGACUUGCUGGAUCCGAAUGAUACGCCCAAUAACCAGGAUAUGGAGGGCAACGAAGUUAUAGAUCUUAAAAUAAAGGCUUAAAUUUUGAGCAAACCUAUCUAUUAAGCCAAAAAUAUUUGAAAAAAAUUAUAUUAAUGUUUUGUUUACGAUUAGUUAA